Messenger RNA from Amyelois transitella, 1445 nucleotides. RefSeq lists its product as uncharacterized. The transcript has 3 exons. The coding region runs from base 3 to 656 and encodes 217 amino acids. NCBI's taxonomy places the organism in Eukaryota, Metazoa, Arthropoda, Insecta, Lepidoptera, Pyralidae. Gene Ontology annotation, cellular component: nucleus; transcription regulator complex. The record is from RefSeq and is a predicted model, not a curated record. Gene Ontology annotation, biological process: regulation of transcription by RNA polymerase II.
AAAUGGAUUUCGAUGUCGAAAAGUUUAUUUCAGAGAUUCAAAGUCGCUCUGCUAUCUGGGACAUGAAAAGCACACAAUAUAGUGAUAGACUCCUAAAACUGAAACAAUGGGAAGAAAUUGUUACCUUAUAUUUGGAGCCAGGACAAACUUCUGACAAAGAAAAGAAAGAACUCGCAGUAAGAUGGAAAAAUAAUGCUUAUAAUUGUAGUACAGCGAUCCAGUUAGAGAUGUCGAUAACUGUAAUGCAGAUCGGUAAAGGAACACCCCGUGGCCAGGUAUCUGAAACAAUAUAUUUUUUUAUUACAGGGCGCUCGCUAGAAAUAAAGUGGAAAAACCUUCGAGACGCCUUCAUGAAGGAGUGUCGAAGCCAAAAAAAUAUAAAGAGCGGAGCAGGAGCUAAGAAAAAUAAUCAGUAUAGAUUUUAUAAUCAAUUGUUAUUUUUAAAAUCUUACGCUGGAAAAAAUAAAACUCAGAACAGUUUGUCUGCAGGAGACGAUGAAUCAGUCGGGGAAGGUAAUGAAUCAGUUGGAGGACCAUAUGAAGACAGAGCCUUAGGUACUAAAAGAAAGAAAUCUGAUCCUGCUGAAGAAAUGACGCGAGAGAAUCGAUACCCUGAAAACUUCAAUAAACAAAAAAGAAAACGAAGAAGAUCCUGACCGACAGUUUAUGCUCUCUUUGGUGCCUGAUUUCAAGAAAGUACCCGAUCGAUUAAAAUCUGUCGUGAAAAUAAAAAUAAUUAGAUACAUAUCACAAGCUCAGGAUGAAAUGUACAAUUAUAAAGAGUCAGGCGACGCUACAAUGUCCUAUACUAAUAAUCAAAAUCAGGGUUAUUAUACGAAUACUUCAUCAUAUGCGCACCAGCAAAACGAGCAAGGGACCUCUGCUGCCGGAAUUGCAGAUAAUAUUAUAGAAGCAAUAUCAGCAACACCCACCACAGUUAAUUCAAACAUUACUGAUGAAUCGGAGAUUUUAUCACUGUUUUAAAACCAUAGUGUGCUCAUUGCACGGAAGAUAGAAAGCUGUGAUUAUGUUAAUUAGUUUAAGGUAGAUACAUAAAUAUGUACGUGAUUGAUCCUGUGAUAAAGAAAAAAUUACUGUGAUUUGAUUACUAAAUAAGAAAUUAUGCUCAUUGUGCGGAAGAUAGAAAGCUGUGAUUAUUUUAAUUAGUUUAAGGUAGAUACAUAAAUACGUGAUUGAUCCUGUGAUAAAGAAAAAAUAACUGUAAUUUGAUUACUAAAUAAGAAAUUAUGCUCAUUGUGCGGAAGAUAGAAAGCUGUGAUUAUGUUAAUUAGUUUAAGGUAGACACAUAAAUACGUGGUUGAUCCUGUGAUAAAGAAAAAAUAACUGUGAUUUGAUUACUAAAUAAGAAAUUAAAAUUACUAAUUAUAAUUAGAUGUAGGUACAAAAAUCUAAAAAAUCUUCAAAAAAGACUGAGGUAGAUUUAA